AGGGGGUAGCCCCUGCCCGGCGUGUCCCGGGGCGGGGGGAUGCGCGGCGCUGAUGGCGGUGAGGCCCCACCGCCGCUCUCCCCCCCGCCCUCCGCCUCCCCUCCCGCUCCGCGCAGCCGGUGGCGGCGGCCGCCGCUGCGGUAACGGUGCGGUGCGGUAACGGUGCGGUGCGGUAACGGCGGGCCCCGGCCAUGAGGUCUACUGCCUUCCGGGCGGCCGAACCGCCACGGGGGGGGGUGCAGGAAGAAGAAGAGGAGGAGGAGGAGGAGGAGGGCACCACCGCCCCGCACCGCCCGCCGCCCCGCCGGCCCCGGGAGCCGCCGCCGCUGGGGGCACACAAGGGCCGCGGCGGCGGCGGCGGAGUGGUGGCGGCGGCGGUCCCGGAGCAGCAGCAGCAGCAGCAGCACCACCGGCAGCAGCAGCAGCAGCAGCGCUGGGCCGGGCCGGGGCCGCUGGCCGGUGGCAAGCAGGCCGGGUCGGGGGAUGCAGGCGCUCGGCCGCGCUUCCAAACGGGGCUACCCGUGCGAAGCAGCGGGGAAGGAGCUACGGGCCCGGGGCCCACCGAAGCGGGGCCUCCUCUUCCUCUUCUUCCUCCUCCGCCGGUGUCCGCCGAGAGCAAGUGGAAGAGCGGCCCGCGGCGAGGCGGGAUGGGGGCCGGCGGGGGCUCGCCGGGGCAGGCGGCCUGUCUGCGGCAGAUCCUGCUGCUGCAGCUGGACCUCAUCGAGCAGCAGCAGCAGCAGCUGCAGGCCAAGGAGCGGCAGAUCGAGGAGCUCAAGGCCGAGCGGGACACGCUGCUGGCGCGCAUCGAGCGCAUGGAGAGGAGGGUGCAGCUGGUGAAGAAGGACAGCGAGCGGGAGAAGCACCGAAUCUACCAGGCCUUCGAGGUGGACGAGAAGCCAGAGGUGGAGGCCUGCGAGAAGCUGCCCCUGGAGUGUGCCCAGGACCUGUUGGAGCCACCCCCGGCCCUGCAGCCCAAGCACUUCCCCUACGGCAGGAACGGCAAAGGGCAUAAAAGGAAGCCAACGUUUGGGAGUGGGGAGAGGAAGACUCCGGUGAAGAAGUUGGUGUCGGAGUUCUCCAAGGUGAAGAGCAAGACCCCGAAGCACUCCCCGGGGAAGGAGGACUCCGGCGGCUCCUUGCCCGAGGCCGUCUGCAAACGAGAGCUGAGGAGCCAGGAGCCUGCCGAGAAGCCCAGGACGCUGCUGGAGACUCCCCUGCGAGCCUCUGCCCUGCCCAAGGGCCCCGGUGCCCACCCCAAGGAGAAGAGCUUCUUCAGCAGCGAGACAGACGACCUGCCCUACCUGUCCACCACCGAGAUGUACCUGUGCCGCUGGCACCAGCCGCCCCCCUCGCCGCUGCGGGAGCCCUCCCCCAAGAAGGAGGAGACUGUAGCAAUUCCAUCUUGGAGGGACCAUGUCGUGGAGCCCCUGAGAGACCCCAACCCCUCAGACAUCCUGGAGAACCUGGAUGACAGCGUCUUUGCCAAACGGCAUGCCAAGCUGGAGCUGGAUGAGAAACGGAGGAAAAGGUGGGACAUUCAGCGGAUCAGGGAGCAGAGGAUUCUCCAGCGGCUGCAGCUGCGAAUGUACAAGAGGAAAGGGAUUCAGGAGUCGGAGCCUGAAGUUACCUCAUUUUUCCCUGAGCCAGACGAUGUGGAAAGUUUGCUCAUCACCCCCUACCUGCCUGUCGUCGCCUUCGGCCGGCCCCUACCAAAACUGACCCCACAGAACUUCGAGCUGCCCUGGCUGGACGAGCGCAGCCGCUGCCGGUUGGAGAUGCAGAAGAAGCAGACCCCGCACCGGACCUGCCGGAAAUAGCAGAGCCCCUGGGAGCUCCGUGUGGCACCAGCUCAUGCCAACGUCCUCUCCUGCCUUGCUGACGGAUGGUUUCGUUCCUCCGUGACCCUGGUUUCGUUCUGUUGGGUUUUGCAACACGUUUCUCAGACUUGUGCCCCUGUGCUGGCAGCUGCCCCCUGAGCGGGCAUCGCUCAGCUGCCGCCCGAGGCUUCCCACCGGGGGCAGCGGGCAGACCUCAGCCUGCCUGCCCGUCCUGCCCCUGCCCUCCUGCAGCCAACGUUUGGUUUGGUUUGGACAUUUGGCUCCGAGCCACGAGUGGGAGUGAAGAGAAGAGCAGAACCAGAGCCCGGUGCUGAGGAGGGUGCCACGUUUGCCAAGCUGCAUCCUGCCGGGACUCUGCCAGCUGCUGCCAACCUCCUUUAGUUAGAUAAGAGGAUGAGGAGUUUUGUGUCUGAGCAGCACGGGAGGCAACAGCGGGCACCGGUGCCUGGUGCCCUUGGGCACAGUGAGGAGCAAGGCCCCAGAAUGUGCCAGGAGAAGCCUCUUUUGGGUUGUUUUUCGUCUCUCUUGAGUUGGCUGUAAAGGAGUCAAGAGAGGAGACUUCAACCACACCAACAACAAA
This is a messenger RNA of Pogoniulus pusillus (Red-fronted tinkerbird), 2418 nucleotides long. RefSeq names its product MSL complex subunit 1 (gene MSL1). Gene Ontology annotation, cellular component: MSL complex. The record is from RefSeq and is a predicted model, not a curated record. Gene Ontology annotation, molecular function: chromatin binding. The transcript is spliced from 8 exons. NCBI's taxonomy places the organism in Eukaryota, Metazoa, Chordata, Aves, Piciformes, Lybiidae. The coding region runs from base 192 to 1817 and encodes 541 amino acids.